CAUUUCCGAAAUCAUUUCAGAUGGAAAUAUAUCAGAAAAUAGUAACGAAACACUCAAUGAACCACUGAUCCGGUUACAUCCGAAUUUCAAUGAGUGUCCGAAACCUCAGCAUGGCAACAAUUCAGAUGAACUUUUACGAGUAUGGGCACUUCGUCAUAGCAUUACUCAUCAUGCUUUGAAAGAUUUACUGACAAUAGUUAAACAACAUUACCACGAUAAAACUUUGCCGUCAGAUCCAAGAACUCUCCUGGGUACUCCACGAAAUAGCAGUAAACUGUGCCUUCCAAUCAGCGGAGGAGUCGUGAAUUUCAACGGAAAAAAUGGAUGUCUGAAGUGUACGAUAACUGGAGAAUAUUCCCACAUUUCUCGUACCGUGGUGUUUCCAUCUAUCCGUUGCCCACUGCGAACUGAUGAAAUAUUUCGUCGUAAAGAGUAUGGUAGACACCACACCGCUCGGGAGUCACCUUUACUAAAAAUUCCAGGGCUCGACAUGAUCCAGGAUUUCGUGGUUGCUGAUCAAUUACACCUGUUAGAGCUAGGAACAAUGAAACGCUUAUUAAAUGGAUGGAGAGAUGGUAACCUAGGUUUUGCAGGAAAAAUGAGUGCAUAUCAAAUACAACAUUUAUCAGCUAUGAUUGAAAGCGUGAAACUGCCAAAAGAAGUUCACCGAAAAAUGCGAGGAAUAGAUUGUCUGGCAUUUUGGAAAGGAACAGAGUGUCGUACGUUUUUAAAUUAUGUGGGAAUUGUUGUUUUAAAAGGUGUGUUAAACGAAACUUUAUAUAAACAUUUUUUGUUGCUUUUUACAGCAGUAACGAUUUGUUCAUCAGAUUUUCAUGCAAAUUUACGACCAACAGCACAGGGCCUUUUCGAAAAAUUUAUUCAAGAAUUCAUGAUAAUUUAUGGAGAACAAUACAUAACUAGUAAUAUUCACAACCUAGAACACAUUGUUGGCGACGUGGAUCGAUUUGGAUCAUUAAACACAAUAUCGGCUUAUCCAUUCGAAAGUUAUUUAUCUCAGAUUAAAAAUUUUGUACGGCAGGGUAACAACUGUUUAGAACAAGUUGUUAACAGGUUGCUUGAAAAAAAUGAACAACUGAAACAAAAAGAAAAUUUUACACCCAAAGUGACAAGACGAGGAAGCUUUGUUCAAUGUGAAAUCAAAAACGGACUAUUAAUUAGCAACACAUUCAAAGACUCAUGUUUUUUGGCAAAAAACUUAGACAUAGUACAGAUGACCGAUGCUACAAUUGAUAUUUUUAAUAACAUUACUAUUCAUGGCUCCCCCGUAUCAAAUUUCUAUACCUUUUUUGAUUUUCCAAUUCCUUCAUCAAAACUAUAUAUUUUUUUGACAAAUUUAUGUAUUAGUUCCAGGAAGGCAUACACUAUAAAUGAAAUGUUUUGUAAGUUUGUAGUUGUCCCGUAUACGCGAAACAAUGUUGUAUUGUUACCGUUACUUCAUACAUUUUGUGCUGACUAAAAAGAUAAACACAAGCUCAACAAAUUUAACAGUUCAAAGUUCCUAGAAACAUAUGUAUUUUAAGCGAGCAAACAUGUCAAAUUUACAUUAAAAACAACUUCAGGAAAUUUGUAAUAAAAGUAACACAUUAAAACUUCUAAUUUAUGCUAUAUGAGAAUUAUCAAAAUUACAUUACUAUCUCAUUUUUAUAAAUGGCUAGAUUAUCUUCUUGUUUAUCUUCGACUUCAUUGCUGUCUUCAUCUUCCGUUCCAAUUUCAUCGCCGUCUUCAUCGUCAGCAUCAUCGGUAUCAACAUCUUCUCCGAUAUUUUCACAAAUUUCCUCUUUUUCAUAUUCCUCAAGCGGAUUAUUCUUGUCGUAUUCUUGAACGCCAUCUUCUUCUUCAAUUUCAUUCAGAUUCAAAACGUGAUUCUCAAUUUUCAGGAUUUCCGUCAGGGAAUUGUUAAUAUUGUUCGUUUCUAAAAUAUAUGGGAUAGUUUAAAUCAUUUGAGUACAAUGUUAAGUA
Molecule: messenger RNA, 1980 nt
Organism: Wyeomyia smithii (pitcher-plant mosquito)
Lineage: Eukaryota; Metazoa; Arthropoda; Insecta; Diptera; Culicidae
Exons: 2
Coding region: 491-1477 (328 amino acids)
Source: RefSeq, a predicted model, not a curated record